GAGACCUGGUUCCUCGUUGCCGCUUGGCUACGCUCCUUUCACCUCUUGGCUGUGGAGUCCGAGCCAAGGCUACUCGGGCGCCUGUCUUUGCGGCCUGCGGCGGAGGGGCAAGGCGAGGCCAUUAUCCUGGUAGAUCUCGGUCUGCUGGAGAUUGCCGAUGAUUGCUGUGCCUGGGAAGUCGCGAGCAGCCAUCCCGAGCCUCUACAAGAGAUCGAGAUCCCGACGGCACCUACAGGAAGCAUCUCGCUGCAAAGCUCAGCGACAGUGAUCCUUGUAGUCUUUGCCGCCAAGUGCGUGCGCCGGAAAUUUCGGGCCUGA
Molecule: messenger RNA, 318 nt
Organism: Symbiodinium pilosum
Lineage: Eukaryota; Dinophyceae; Suessiales; Symbiodiniaceae
Source: the annotation of a GenBank genome assembly